This is a messenger RNA of Drosophila rhopaloa, 1650 nucleotides long. Its product is annotated as zinc finger protein 195. Gene Ontology annotation, molecular function: DNA-binding transcription factor activity, RNA polymerase II-specific; RNA polymerase II cis-regulatory region sequence-specific DNA binding. NCBI's taxonomy places the organism in Eukaryota, Metazoa, Arthropoda, Insecta, Diptera, Drosophilidae. The coding region runs from base 97 to 1482 and encodes 461 amino acids. The transcript has a single exon. Gene Ontology annotation, biological process: regulation of DNA-templated transcription. The record is from RefSeq and is a predicted model, not a curated record.
UUGAAAAAAAAGCGACGCCGAUGGCAGGAACACUUUUACGCCGGAGUCAGUUACCCGCAUCCGCAUCCGUCAGGCCAGCCCAGUGACCACACCGCGAUGAUAAAGCUGCAGCCACCGCCGGAUGUGACCGGUGUCUUCCACAAUUUCCGGUGCGGCGAGGUCCUCUUCAGCGCACCCGCCUCCUACGACGUCUGCUGCUCGCUGUGCGGACAGCGUUUGGCUCUGAACAGCUUUCCGGAGCACUUCCGGAUGAAGCACAUCACCGGGAGUGGUCCCCAAGAGUCUACCAUCAAGCUGGAGAGCGAUCCCAUUGCCCAGGAACCCAGCGAAGCGCAGUGCAAGAAGGACUUUGUCAACGCGCAUGUGGAGGACACGGCGGAAGAGGAGGAAGCUCCUCGCCAGCGACACCAGCGGGCCGCGGCCAUGAAGAACACCCUGGUGGAGACCCAGGAGGAAUUGCUGGACAUGGAUCUCGACUGGACAGGCGGCGAGCACCUGGAGAAUGAUGAGACUCACGAGGACGAGGAGGAGUCCGACGAGGAUGACUCGACGCAGCCAAGCAACGACACCAAGGACAUGCUCUUCCAAUGCGAUCAGUGCGACCGGGCGUACAACACCAAGCGAAGCCUGCAGAGCCAUCGCCGCUUGAAGCACAACGAUGGCUCCGGCGGAGCAGUCAUGGAUAAAUCCACCAGCGAGCGCAAGAGCAAGAAGCGGAAAGGUCCUCCGAAGGUGUAUAAAUGCCACGAGGAGGCCUGCAACCAGACGUUUCGCACGGAACGCGAUCUGCGUGGCCAUCGCUGGAAGCACACGGGCAUUUUCUGCGAUAUCUGCGGCAAGCCCUUCACCCAGUCGGGCAACAUGAUGCGCCAUCGCCAGCGACACAGUGGCAUCAAGCCGCACAAGUGUCCGGAAUGCGAGGCCACCUUCUACACGCAGAAGGAACUGUCCUCCCACAGUAUCUGCCAUACGGGCCGCAUGCCCUGCAUUUGCGAGGUGUGCGGACGACCUUGCCGGGAUCGGGGCGUUCUCACGGCCCACAUGCGUCGCCACACGGGCGAAAGGCCUGCCAAAUGCGAGGUCUGCGGCAAGGCCUUCUAUAGCUUCCACGACCUCAAUGUCCAUGCCGUUUCGCACACCAAUUUGCGACCCUUCGUCUGCGACGUUUGCGGUUCCACGUUCCAAAGGAAGAAGGCGCUGCGGGUGCACAAGCUGCUCCACUCGGAGCAGCGCAAGUAUGCCUGCAAGCUGUGCGGCAAGACCUUCGCCCAAUCCGGCGGCCUCAAUGCCCACAUGCGCAGCCACGACCCGGCGAGGGUUAAGGCAGCGGUGAAGCCUCUCCCGCAGGCGGUCACCAUCGAGGUGAUCGAGGGCAGGACGCCGCCCACCACCACCAUCACCAUGGCCAUCGACCUCAAUGUGGAGGAGCAGCUGGUCACGCAAACCGAAGCAGCACCCGCUACUUGGCGCCUGGCUAACUGAGUAGCUAGUUAGUUAGUAUUAAGAACAGAUUUAGUUAAGCAGCAAGCACCAAAAUGCGCCAAAACAAAUAUAAGAAAAGUUUUAAUUUUCAAGUUAAAUCGGUAUAGUUAUUAAUUAACCGAACUACUACCUAGAAUAUAUCCAUAGAAAUAAAAAGAACCAACUGUA